AUGUGGCUUCUUGAUGAGCCUAAUCAACCUUAUGAAGACUGUGAACAACUGCUAUGUUUUCGUUACUACAAUGGCGAAGGCGAGGAGUGCGCAGCGGAGUCAUCCGCUCUUCCCGCGCGGUUCAAGGUGGAUCUCAAGAAACUGCCUCUCCGACUCAGAGAGGGAAUGUCCAGGAAACGAAGCGGCGACCAGGUGUCGCCGUUUUCCUACAACAACGAGAGCUUCGAAAUGAACUCGGAGAAUCCGCCCCGCGUCGAGUUUGUGCCCGGCACCAGUCACGAAAUCAAACAUCUCAGCGAUAACGUCAACAAAUGCUCAAUUAGUGCUUUAGAAAGUAACGGGAACAAUCUCGAACAAACAAAAUGUGAUCCUAGUAAAUCUCUAGUUAGUAAUUUAAGCCAAGAAUCUCAAAAUGUAAAUAGUGAAUCUCGAAGUGCAACAGACUGCCGACCGACGUCAUCAGGAGUCAAGAAGAAGUGCCCCCCGCCGGUAGACACGGGCGGCGGGCAAGCCCUUAAUGGCGUCAAGAAAAAAUCUAUAGUUAAUAGCGGCUUUGACUCGCCCACUUCUCCAGGCACAGAGUAUUAUAAAAUAUGGUCACCAAAGAAUCCUUGCAAAAUAAUGAAGUUCGUUUACGACGUAGAGAGUGCGACUGUGCCCAGUGAGGCUGAAAAAUCUCCAGUACCACCCUUACCGCCGAGACAAUCGCAUAAACCGCUCGAGAGAAUGCACGCAUUAUCCCCGCCACAGGUACCACGACAUAGAAAGCCAAAAAAAUUAACAAAGCCAGAAGACGCGUUCAACUUUGAAUUGAUAGACACCGAUGAACAAUUCUUUACGGACAAUAACAUAACCAACUCAUCCACCCUACAAGGAGAGCUUAACGAUUUUAAACCAGGCGAAUUUUACUCGGGCAAUCAAAUAGCAACUUCAUCAACGGCCAGUUUUUGGAGAGGUGGACAAAAUGUUGCGCCUUUAGCGACACCAGAAACUGAUGGCAGCUUGUGUGAAUCAACUAUUUCAUCAAUGAAAUUAUCUAGGUUAAAUGAAGAGAAGAGAUCAAAAGAUGUACCUGAUGGCGCGCCUAGCGUUAGUAGGAGUAAGAUACUGUUUAUAAAAGAUAUAGGUCCUGAUAAUUACAUAACGACGACGUUCGCGCGGAGAGACAAGCCCAGUCCUCCUAAAGACGUGGUCGAUGCUGUUAGCCAAACGCCAAACCAAGCCAAGUCUGAAGAGAAAGCUCAACACACAUUCAUAAAUGAUAUUAGUAAUCAUUCUGAGUUUGAAGAUGAUAACAGAAAUCAAAUUGAAGAAAAAGAAAUAACAGUAUUAAAAGGGCACAAGCCCCUUACGAGGCAAAACUCAGGACGUGCAACACCUACAAUGAUGACGGCGUUUUUAAACUCAUCUCAGUUGGAGCCAUUUAUGUCAAGAGAAACUGACAGUUCAAAUGGUCAAAGUUCUUGUAAUUCAUCACAUUCUACAUCACCUGUCGAUGAAUCACAUAAAAUGAUGCCUAGUGUGGGUACUAUGAUGAUGAGCCGGAAACAUUCUUGCGACUCGUCAACGCCAAAACAUUCUAGCUUACCUAGGCACUUGCUAAAGAAUCUUGGAUGCGAGGGCACGCCUAAGCAUUCGCCUCAGAAGUCGAACAGCGUGGAGAGUCCGGUGCGGCCGCACCCGCGCGUGCUGACCCGCGUGGCGGCGCUGGCGGGCGGCGCGGGCCCGCAGUGCCCGCCCACGCCCACGCACCACGCGCGCCGCCCGCGCCCUGCGCCGCCGCCCGACCUGCACCCGCCGCCCGUGCAGGACGCGGACGACAGGCUACACUCGGAGAACUUCGAAAUGGUCGAGUUUACAAAUGAACUAAGAACUUCAGAAAUCAGAUCGCCAAACAUGGAAUUUGUAAACAGCAAUCACUUUACGAUAGUACACGCAGGACCUCCUGAGGACGUAGUGUUGAGGAGGCCGAGACCAGUGGAAGAUAUUGAUGAUAACGACAACGCAGUUGCGUCACCGACGCCACUGCGGCAUAUGGCGGGAAUAAGAUUACCAUCAAUACCAGAGAGAGCUUCAAGACAAAUGGCUUUAACGGGAGAUUUUCCGGCCAAUAUGAUCGGAGGGAUUAUUGAAUGCGAAGAACCGUUACCUGCAGGUUGGGAGGCUCGCAUGGACAGCCACGGGCGCGUGUUCUACAUCGACCACAUCAACCGUAGCACGACGUGGCAGCGGCCCGGCCUCAACGGCGCCGCGCCGCGCUCGCCUGCGCCUGAAGUGCAGCGGCGGCAACUCGACCGCCGCUACCAGUCCAUCCGUCGCACGAUGACGCGCACGCAGCUGGCGGGCGCGGAGGCGGGCGCGUGCGCGGCGUCGUGCUCGCGCGCGCCCGACCCCGCCCCCCACGCGCCGCACCCCGCCGCCUUCUUCCUGGCCAGGCCCGACUUCUACUCCAUCCUGCACAUGAACCAGGAAGCGUCCGCCUUAUACAACGGGAACUCCACACUGAAGCACAUGAUCUCCAAGAUACGCCGCGACACGACGUCGUUCGAGCGGUACCAGCACAACCGGGACCUGGUCGCACUCGUCAACAUGUUCAGCGAGCCUAACCGGGACCUGCCGCUAGGAUGGGACACCAAGCUCGACAGGAAUGGCAAGCGUUUCUUCGUGGACCACGUGAUGCGUCGCACCACGUUCAUCGACCCGCGAGUCCCGCGCGCGACGCCCGCCCCCUGCGCGGCGGCGCUGGGCGGCGGCGUCUACUCCCCGCUCCUGCCGCAGCGGCGCCGCCCGCUCGCCGACGUGCCGGCACCUACUCCACCUCCUCGGCCACCGCUAUCAGCUGCAGAUGCGCAGGCGCAGAACAUGCACCACGAAAUUCCCGUUGCGUAUAAUGAUAAGGUAGUGGCGUUCCUCCGGCAGCCCAACAUAAUGUCGAUCCUGCGCGAGCGCUGCGGCUGCGGCGGCGCGCUGCGCGAGAAGGUGAACAGCGUGCGCGUGGAGGGGCCGCCCGCGCUCGCCAGGUACCAGAACGACGUGCAGCUCACCUGCCUGCUCAGAUAUAAUUUGUUGUGGUGCAGGUUCCGGUUCUCGGGCCGCGUGUUGGGCCUGGCGCUGGUGCACGGCUACCUGCUGGAGGCGUGGUUCACGCGCGCCCUGUACCGCGCGCUGCUGCGCCUGCCGCCCGCGCUCGAGGACGUCGACGCGCUCGACGCGCAGUUCGCCGCCUCACUGCGGUGGCUACAGUCGGCCCGCUGCGUGUCGUCCCUGGAGCUGACGUUCGCGGUGUCGGAGCGCCUGGCGGACGGGCGUGUGCUGGAGCGCGAGCUGAAGGCGGGCGGCCGCGACCUGCCCGUCACCGAGCGCAACAAGAAGGAGUACCUCGAGCGGGUCGUGCGCUGGCGCGUCGAGCGCGGCGUGGCCGAGCAGACCGAGUGGCUCGUGCGCGGCUUCCACGAGGUUGUGGACCCGCGACUGGUGGCGGCCUUCGACGCGCGCGAGCUGGAGCUUGUGAUAGCGGGCGCGCCCGAGCUGGACGUGGCCGACUGGAGGAACAACACCGAGUACCGCGGCGGGUACCACGACGCACACCCAGUCAUCAUCUGGUUCUGGCAAGCUAUCGACAGAUUUUCAAACGAGCAGCGACUUCGACUAGUGCAGUUUGUGACGGGCACGUCGUCCAUCCCGUACGAGGGCUUCUCUGCACUGCGCGGCUCGACCGGGCCGCGGCGCUUCUGCAUCGAGCGCUGGGGCCGCGUGGAGUCACUGCCGCGAGCGCACACCUGCUUCAACCGCCUGGACCUGCCGCCCUACCCCACGCCGCACUUGCUCUACGAAAAGUUGCUUCUCGCCGUCGAGGAGACCAACACUUUCGGCAUCGAGUGAAACCCCACCACUAUACUCACUCCGAAAGCGGACAGCUUUUAACGACUCCGAUAAAUAAAAAUAACCAACUUUUGGAAUAAUAUGUACGUUCCUUAACGGCACGAUGGUCCUAUUCUUAGAUUGACCCUGGAAAUCGACGAUUUGCUCUGAUAACGAUUCUUAUCAGAGCCAUACAUCGAAGCCACCAUUUUUUGCGGUCAUAACGUAUACUGAUAAUUAUAUGGACCUCGGUUAAAACCACACGGUUACGUCUGUUAGGAAGAAGUCAAUACAAUUAAAAUAUACACAAUUUUUAUAAGUAUGCUUAUCUGUUCACCGUGUGAGUCUGUGUUUCCUGUAUAAAGUAUUGAAAAUACAUUCUGCAGCUGUAAAUAGUUUCACUAAUUCAUUACAAGUAUUGUUGUCAAUGUAAAUAAUUUUAGUCAAUUGAUAGCGUAGUGGACAAACAAAGAUAGGGGUAUGUUAGGAGUUGAAUAAACCAUAAUGUAGAUGUGCCUCGUUAUUUAUUGUUAUAACUAGCUAACCGCGUAGGCUACGGGGUUUGUACUUGAUGGACGCUUGUAUUAUAAGUGAACGUAUAUUGUGGCUGUGAAACGGGACUCAAGUCCUGUGUUUAGGAAUUACGCUUUUACGUCACUAAUUUAUAAUAUAUAUUAAUGUAACCUAUGUCACCCUUGAUAAUAAAAGUUGAUUUAAAUUAUUGCAAACACUUGUGUUACAUUGCAUACUACAAAAUUACAAUUUAGAAAAUAUAUAAUUUGAAUUACAGAUAAUUAUAUAGGUAAAUAAUUUUAUUGCUUCAAGGCAUUUCUUUUGUAUUUCCAAUUACAAGCAACACUAGUCACCUACAAUAGUUUAUAUUGUUAACAAUCAUAUUGUUUAAAUACAUCUUACUCUUUCAUAAUCCUAACAUUAAUUGCAGCUAUCCACGUUUAAAACUAGCCUGCUCUGAAAAUUUAUUAUUGUAAAAAUAUCAAGAAUUAUAUGUAACAUAAUUAAGUCAUGAAUGUGCAAGUUACAUAAAGUUACUAUGUGUUAUAAUGUGUUCCUUUGUUACAUUAUUAUUAUGUAAGUGUAAACAGUUCUGUAGUAAACUACAGGUAUGAUACUUAAGUUGUUGCUGUCUGCACAUUAAGUGACAGGCAGUAUUGUCUCAUAAUGUAUAUAAAUAUUAUUUAUUAUGCUUAUCAACUCUACAAUUUUGUAAAUUGAUGUUUAUUUUUUAAGUAAUUAUUAUAUUAUGUUAAAUAUUUAACUCAAAUUGUGUAUUGUUUAUUAUCUGUAAAUUUUAAGUGUAUUGUUUUGUGUGAAAGUGAUAAAAUGUGUCAAUAUACAUUACUUAAAUAA
This is a messenger RNA of Trichoplusia ni (cabbage looper), 5229 nucleotides long. RefSeq lists its product as uncharacterized. The transcript is spliced from 12 exons. The coding region runs from base 1 to 3882 and encodes 1293 amino acids. Gene Ontology annotation, molecular function: protein binding; ubiquitin-protein transferase activity. Gene Ontology annotation, biological process: regulation of dendrite morphogenesis. The record is from RefSeq and is a predicted model, not a curated record. NCBI's taxonomy places the organism in Eukaryota, Metazoa, Arthropoda, Insecta, Lepidoptera, Noctuidae.